AGUCUUUGCCUGAUUCCUUUAAAAUCUCUCUUUAUUUUCUUAGGUUACAUUACAAAACCCCCACAUCAUCUGGAAGAGGAGAUUUCCAGCGAGCUGCGCUGAGAGGAUGCACUGGGAAGCGCAGGGGAAUGAAGACCUCCUUAAGAGAGAGGAGCUCCUGCCCGACAGCCAGCUGAGGGUUAACAAAAUGAACAGCUCUUGUGCGGGCAGAGUAUGUUCUUGGCAGUGAGCGGUGGUCUGUGUUACAGUAUGUGAGAGCAGGAGUGUGGAGCAGCUCAUUUCCAUUCACCAGCUGGCAGGUUGCGCUGAAAUCUCAGGAUCCAGUGUCUGGCUGCAGCGAAGCAUCCCCCUCCUCGCCACUCCAAACCUCAUCUCUUCCUCUGGAUGGGGGUCCUCUCCUCUUCGCGGAGCGGGAUUUGACUCGGGGAUGCUGCCGUGAGGAGUUCACAUCUGCAGCUUUGACAGGACUUCCCCCGACUGUCUGAAUGAAUGAAUGCCUUUCAGAGCAGAACCAGCUCCACGUUGCUCUCGGUCUCCCAAGACUGUUUUCCAGCACAGCUCCGGAGGAGUGUUCACUGAGCCACGACUGGGCAAAGAGCAGAGAAAACAGCAGAAUGAAAAAAGCCAAGAGAACCCAGCGGGUUGUCAGCAGUCCUCGUAGCAGAGGCUAAACUCACUGCCCUGAAAGAGACCAGGCAGGAGAGGAAGUUGCUUCUCAGUGAGAAAGGAGGAGAAAACAAAAGAGAAACUUUGAAACUGGCAUCCCCCCCUGCACCCACGUUAAAUGAAAGCACCGAGAAACAUGAGAUUUCCUUGUCGAGGGGUGGGAACAUGCUGAACUGGGGAGGAGUGGAGAAGGGCAGCUUUUAGCUUGUGGUUUGGUUUAUAGUGAGAUCUGAGAGAUAGCACAGAGGUGGGAGGGGAAGGUGAAAGGGGAUCUGAUGCCUGCUGCCAAUAUGACAGAGACCCUCCAGCUCCCGGCAUUGCAGGUCCCAGAGCAACAGGUGCCAGAGUGCAGCCGGGCCUGGUCCAGUUCGUCCACCCCCACCCUACGCAGGAGGCGCUUCAAGAUGAGACGGAUGAAGAACGUGCAAGAGCAGAGCCUGGAGGCCGGCGGGUACCAGGACUCUCCUUCCCCCAACAAAGAGUUUCUGCAACUCCCAUCCAUAGAAAUCACCCCAUCCAGUGACGAGGACACCCCAUGGUCGAACUGCUCUACGCCCAGCGCCUCCCCGCGGCGCAAGCGCGUCCUGCUGCGGAAGUGGCUGCGCGUGAGAGAGAAGAAGGAAUACAGUGAAAGCAGUAGCCAGCAGAGUAGCCAGCAAAGCAGCCAUGAUGACGAUGCAGCCCGAUUCCUGAGUCCCCGAAUGCGGGACGAAAGCACUGCCAGUAACUCGAACCGCAGCACGCCUGCCUGCUCCCCCAUCCUGCGCAAACGUUCCCGGUCUCCAACCCCACAGGACUCCCAAGGAGACGCCAUGGUGGAGAAAGGCUCAGACCACUCUUCAGACAAAUCCCCUUCCACUCCGGAGCAGUGUGUGCAGCGCAGCUAUUCUGCUCAGUCGGGCCGCAGUGGGGCCAAGAACUCCAAGAAAAGCCAGAGUUGGUAUAAUCAUGAGAGACAGCACAUCCGGAGAGUGUUGAGUCCGACGUAUAAACAACGUAACGAAGACUUCAGGAAACUCUUCAAACAGCUUCCCGACACCGAGCGCCUCAUAGUCGAUUACUCAUGUGCGCUUCAAAGAGACAUUCUCCUGCAGGGCCGCCUCUACCUCUCCGAAAACUGGAUCUGUUUCUACAGCAACAUCUUCCGCUGGGAAACACUGCUGACAGUCCGUUUGAAGGAUAUCUGCUCCAUGACCAAGGAAAAAACUGCACGGCUCAUUCCUAACGCCAUCCAAGUUUGCACUGACACUGAAAAGCACUUUUUCACUUCCUUCGGUGCCCGAGAUAGGACGUACAUGAUGAUGUUCAGACUCUGGCAGAAUGCUCUCCUCGAAAAGCCCCUGUGUCCAAAGGAGCUCUGGCACUUCGUCCACCAAUGUUACGGGAAUGAACUGGGGCUGACCAGCGAUGAUGAAGACUACGUGCCUCCUGAUGAUGAUUUCAACACUAUGGGCUACUGUGAGGAGAUCCCUGUAGAAGAAAAUGAAGUGAAUGACAGCUCCUCCAAGAGCAGCAUGGAGGCCAAACCUGAAGCUAGUCCUCUGCUGCCCAAGAAGUCCAUCACCGCCUGCACGUUGACGUCCACAGGGAGCAGUGAAGCGCCAACUUCAUUUGACGGGAUGCUUCCGGAGGAGGAGGAGUUGGUGGAGAGUCCCCUUGAGAAGGAACUCACCCUUGAAAACAUCAUUGGAGACAAGAUCGAGAUCAUCACCCCGGUGAACUCCCCUUCCCUGGACUUCAACGACAACGAGGACAUUCCAACGGAGCUCAGCGACUCGUCAGAGACCCAUGAUGAAGGGGAAGUUCAGGCCUUUUACGAGGAUCUGAAUGGCCGGCAGUACAUGAAUGAGGUGUUCAGUUUCAGCGUGGACAAACUGUAUGACCUGCUCUUCACUGACUCCCAGUUCCAGAGGGAUUUCAUGGAACAACGUCGGUUCUCUGAGAUUAUCUUUCAUCCGUGGAAGAAGGAAGAAAAUGGCAAUCAGAGCAGAGCAAUCCUGUACACAAUCACCCUCACCAAUCCUCUCGCCCCGAAAACUGCUACUGUCACUGAGACUCAGACAAUGUACAAAGCCAGCCAAGAAAGCGAGUGCUACGUGAUAGACGCAGAGGUGCUAACUCACGACGUCCCCUACCAUGAUUAUUUCUACACCAUUAACCGCUACACGUUGACUCGUGUCGCCAGAAACAAAAGCCGACUCAGGGUUUCUACAGAGCUACGUUACAGGAAGCAGCCGUGGGGGCUUGUGAAAUCCUUCAUCGAGAAAAACUUCUGGAGUGGCCUAGAAGAUUAUUUCCGUCAUUUAGAGAGUGAACUGACCAAAACCGAGAGCAUGUACCUAGCGGAGAUCCACAGACAAUCCCCCAAAGAGAAGAUAAGCAAGCAAUCCACAUUGCGCCGAAGGAAACGGCCCCACGCCCACCUGCGGGUGCCACACCUGGAGGAGGUGCUGAGUCCUGUCACCACCCCCACAGAUGAGGAGGUUGUGCAUCGCAUCAAGCACGUGGCAGGUUCCACGCAGACGCGGCACGUCCCUGAGGACAGUCCCAGUGGCUUCCAUCUGCAGAGCGUCUCCAAGCUGCUGGUCGUUAUCAGCUGUGUUCUGGUGCUGUUGGUAAUUCUCAAUAUGAUGCUGUUCUACAAACUUUGGAUGUUGGAAUACACCACCCAGACCCUCACCGCAUGGCAGGGCCUGCGGCUACCGGAAAGGUUACCCCAGUCUCAGUCGGAGUGGGCUCGGUUGCUAGAGUCCCAGCAGAAGUAUCAUGACACAGAGCUGCAGAAGUGGCGUGAGAUCAUCAAAUCCUCCGUGAUGCUUCUAGACCAGAUGAAGGAUUCACUAGUAAACCUGCAGAAUGGCAUCGGGUCGCGUGACUACGGGUCGGAACCAGAGGAGAAACGGAAACGUUUCCACUAACAGAGGCGAACACAGGAGGCCAGAGGAUUGUGUGCAAUAUGUGAGCUCCGACCUUUAACUCUCUUCUGUUUGAGGACACUUCGCUAAUUUCAGGGAGUAUCCGUCUCCCAGGGAUGCUCUCCUGUGGUUGUUGCAAGACACUAGUUGAUAGAGGUUAUUUCCAUGAUAAGCAAACACUAUCUACUGUGUAAGUUAACAGAGCAAGGCUAAUAGAGACAGCUAGAACUCUGACAAAUAGUUGCCAAAUAAAACAAACAUCACUUCUUGGAAUUGUUGCAGUUUAUAGCAGGGAAUCCCAAGGUAGCAGUGAUACAGCCUGAGGGCAUGGCUAUUCAGGAUUAGUGUGCGGCAAGCUGGGCCGUAAAUCUACAUCCCAUUAGCUUGCCGCUGGCUAACUGGCUGUGUGAAACCUGCUAUGUGCUAAAUGUUCUGCAGCAGGUCAAAGCACACUAUGGAACUUGUAUGCAGCAGGGUGUGCAUGGCAAGCUAGUGCGUGUAGAUUUGCUGCCCACUAAUUCUCUGCAUGCUGAGUGCUGAUGUACAUUUUUUUGCAGCUCUAAGCUGCUAUGAACCUUCUACUUCUCCAUAUCCUUGUCCUAUGUUUGCAACAGCAGCCUACAGUCCAGGGCAGCAUGGAGAGCAAGCAUUUGAAUGGUAAAUAGCAAGCAUUGGGGUGGAGCAGGAUGAUAUUUUUAAUAAUUAAAGUGACUGUUCAGGCUUUAUCAAAAGGGUUAGCACAAUGCUAAAAUGACCUUGCUGAUGGCCACGUGUGUCAGGGUAAUGUGACAUACCCCUCAAUGCUGCAGUGUCGAAUUAGCAAAUUUUGCAAAGGAAUAUGGUGAGGGUAAUAAAUGAUACUAGUAUUUACAAGGCCACUGGAUGAGAGUGGGGGCAAAACUUAGGAAGGAGCAGUGCCACCCACACCCCAACCCCUUUUCCUCAGCAUGCUUCAAAGGAGAAUCCUUUAGCAAAUGGAGUCAUGAUGCUGAAGUCAAGGCUGUGCAAUGUCCAAGGCAAGUGGAAGAGAAUUUACACUUUCCCUUAUUUCCUCCUGGUGCUGUAGAGUUUUCCCAAACCUGGCUGGAGUGACUUGGUCCUUCCAACUUCAGAGUUCCUGCAAGGAACAGAAGCCCACCCACCCCCACACCUUGUGAUUAAUGCUUCCUUAGCAGAGGGAUGGUCUUGUAUACCAUGAUAAGUGAGGUUACUUCUGCUCACAGCACCUGAGAGGCUGCAUAGACAGCUGCAUUGUUAAAAAUGCAACAGUGCAUACAAUCAAACACAGAGAUGGGGCCUAGAGUUCUAAACUUUGGCUCUGAGCCCUGUGUGAAAAUAGAAAUACUGCAGCAUCUUUUGGAAAUAGCAAGGGGGAACAACAUUUACAACACACUUCUGAAAUAGCAACAGGUUUGUUUUUGUUUUAAUUGGGGAGAGAUGGUCAGGGUAGCAUAUACUACACCCAAUGAGCAACCAGAGCCAGACCUCAGUUCCCUGGUGACCUAGGGUGCAUUAGAAGAAUGCCUACAAAAUGCAAAGGGCUGGACUAUGGAUAGCAGUAAAGGAAGACUGGUUCAGCACUAGUAUGGGACUCUGGAUUAACUGGCUGAAACUUGGGGAUUUUGUUACUGACAAAUUUGCUUUCUUUCUGACUGAGAAGCCAAACAGAUGUACCAGACUUUCCCCAGCAAAUUGGAGAUUCCUGAAAAUUGUGUUUCAGAAACACCAAAAUACGGUGUUCCUGAAAGGAAAUGCAAAAGUGUCCAGAAUUUCAAUUUCACUUAGCAGCAGCGAUCCCAAUGCUGCCACCCCCGAGGCCCAGCUUCAACUAGGUUUCAUUGAAAAAUGGCUGAGCAGCUCUACAGUGGAGAAACUGGGUUCAAUUCCCUGCUUUACUAUGGACUGUGUGUGACACUUGAGCAAGUCUUUCUGCCUCAGUUUCCCCAUCUGUAACAUGAGGAUAAUAGCCCUGUCCUGCUUCACUGAGGUGUGUGUGAGGAGAAAUAUAUUAAGUGCUCAGCUACUGUGGGGCACAUCAGUGUCUGAUAAAUACAUUCCUGGCAGAACAAUGCUACAGCACAGCCAGAUCUUUUGCUAUUAAGCUUUUAAAAAAAAUCUUAAUGCACCCACAAUCUGUACAUGCUUAACUGCUUCCAGAGCCAUGGUGGAAGUGUUGGACCCAAAGCAAGCUUGGGAUACAUAGACCCCUCCCCCAUUUCUCCAAGCCUUUUGUCAGGAUAACAUAACCGCCCCAUUUUCCUGCACCUCUCCCCAGUGGUUUUAGGGUGCCCCACAAGUCAGGGAGCAGAAUCAGCCACAUGUGCACAACGCUCUAGCCACACCCUUGUUUUGUAUCAAGCUUGCGUACCUUAUUGCAGGUCAUGGCCCAUCUACUCUUGGCUACUCCUCCACGGGCACAGCACAGUUUUCCUUGUUUUCCGACGGAAUGGCAAGGUAGUCAGUCCUACAGAUCGAAGGAGAGCGCUCACCACAGGUAAAAAGAACCCCGGGUGGGUGCUAGCUGCGAGCAUAAGCUGAGAUGCUUCAAGGGAAAGACCAGUUGAGAGUUGCUAUCCUUUGAAAGUCCUUAUUUUUGGAGGCACCGAGCGCCUGUAACUUGGCACCUCUGACAUGUCAGCCCUUAACUGAGUAAAGCGCAGGGUGACUCACUGCGGAGAACGCCCCUUCCGAAAAGGUUUUCGGUGUGCUCCUUUCUCAAGGGCAGGUGCAGAGUUUGACCCAGGAUAAAAUCAUAAGAAUAUUUUCUCCCCACUCCACACAAAGGGCCUUGUUAUCGGAUGUACAAAGGAGGGACACAUACAGCAUGGGAAUAAUCUCCAGCUGUCACACUGGAACGGUCUUUGCCUCAGUCUUUAAAAACAGCGUGUGAUGCUUAUGAUCAGGAGUUAGGCAAAUUGCAGGCAGGUCCUGGGAAAGUGUCUCCUACACCGUUCUGACAAGGUGCCUUCCAAUACCCCAGUUAUGGGGCACUGCACAGCUUGGCCAACAUGCCUUCACUCUGAGUUGUAACUGUCCCUUGCUAACCUAGUGUAUAGCCUCUCUCAGGAGAGAUUCAAUCCUGCUACAUUUCACAAGGAUUCUGAGAUGCAGCAAGAGAAAUGAAUACAAGAUCAAAAUGCUUUUAAUGGUGGCCAGAUCCCCUGGUGAACCCUCUGAACCACACCCCACUUUUUUCUGCUGCAGGUGAGAAGCUCUGUAGGAUUUUUACUUACGCAUUUUCCUGUACAGUCUCCUCUGCUUUGGAGACCUUCCUGUAGCAAUAGACCAUUUCUAUCAGCAGCCACAAGGUGAGGAAAACCAGGAGAAUAUACAUCAUAAUUUCAGAGAUGACAGAUGUGAAAUCUUCUCCAGCUGUUGGGGAAACAAUUAAAAUAAAUCACUGAUCUCUUAGAGGAUGGUGCAGUACAAAAUUGGUUCUCAAAGAACCAGCCCUCUCCUGUUUUCAACCAGAUAGAGUUACCUGCAAGAAUGAGCAACAGAAGAUACAGGACUGUAGGCUUAGGUACCUCUCUUAUUGGAACUAAGGCCAGCAGGCCGAGUGCGCUGCAGAAAAUGGGGGCAGGGUCUCAACUGCCAUUUGAGCGAGUAGCUGUGAAGAAGCUUAGGAGGCGGUAGCUAAAUGAAGAACAGAGCCUGGCAACAUAGCUGCAUGUCACCUUGAACUGCAGCACCUGAGCAGCGGUCUUCUGCUCCUCUCCCCAAACCAGCUGCCGGAAGUGGAGGAAGAAGCUCAACCUGGUCUGAGAGGGGCAGGGUUUGGCUAUGGGGAGACUUCCAUCAGCUGUUCCACCCUGCACGCUCGUGGAAAUAAAAUAUACAUGUACUCAAGUUUGCUACUAGUUCCAGUUAUGUUCUCCUCAGAGCAAACAUAUGCAUGUAAGCACACACGCACCCCCGCCCACACCCCAAUUUUAACCGAUCUUAUCCUGGAUGCUGAUUUGUUUUCAUGGUGCUUUCUUUUUCUAACCCCUGAUGCAUUGCUAGAUAUCCUGUGCAGCAAUGAGGUAGGGUGACCAAUUGUCCUGAUUUUAUAGGGACAGUCCUGAUUUCUGGGUCUUUUUAUAGCCUUCUAUUACCCCCUACCCCCAUCCCGAUUUUUCACACUUGCUGUCUGGUCAUCCCUACAAUGAGGUGACUAUCAGAAAUGAAUACAGAAUCAAAAUGCUUUUAAUGGUGGCCAAGAAAUAGCAGGACUUGGAGGAGAGAAGGGAAAGAGAUUCACACACAGGACAGAUAUGGUGUGGAAACCCUGGCCCACUGAAAUCAGUGACACCACUCCUACUGACUUAGUAUGGCCAGCAUUUCACUGAUUGAGGGGGAAGGAGAAAUGCACGUGAAGAAAAGAGGAAUUGCACAGCUGGAAGCAGGAAAGAAACAGAGGGAGAUGGAGAGAGAUCACACCCAGUGGGGGAGGGAAGAAAAGAGAAGGGGUGGAGGGAAGCCAUCACCCGUUCAUCAACUACACUGCUGCUGCUCCCUGCGAGAACGGUGUACUGAGAGCCACUAGGGAGUAGUGUGUGCACUGAGCUGAAAAACAGGAAGCCCAUUGCACUUCCUGCUUGGUACAGCAUGCUUCUCUGGUUGUUCCCCUGCCCAGGAGCUGCUGGAUGAGGCCAGGACACACUUCUGAGCUCUGAAACUGGGACUACGCCCAGCACAAGAGGUGCAGGGUUUCAUAUUGGAGCCCGUGUCAGACUCGUAAGAAAGUGUGGCUGGGGAAAUAGAAGCAUCUGCAAAUGACCUAUUCCUUGGCAGCUUCCCCACCCCUCACCAGGGAUACCACUGAAAAGAGCAUUGUCUGGUUUGCAAUAGACUUGGCCCUUGGCAAGGCAGGUCACACCCAAUGGUUCAAAGUAUUUCCACCAGUCCUCCGUACCCUCCUCUACCACAGUGAGAUGGAUCAAUCUGGAGCUUGUGAAGAGUGGGCGAUGAAUCUCAAAGUCAAACUCCCGGGUGACGUUACAGGUGUAGAUCCCCGAAUCAUUCAAGGUCACAUUUAAUACAGUGAUGGACACGUCCUGCAUGUCUUUGCUCCCGUUCCACUGUAGCCGGCCACUGAAGCGGCUUGGAAAUUCAUGGUAUACUUUUCUGUAUUCACAGAUCUGUAGAGAAAUGGGGGGGAAGGAACAGUCACCUAUCGAUUUGUGGAUGCAUCCUACUCCCCACCCUGGGAUUCCCCUCUAGCUAGGAACAGUUCCCAGCUACCAGGUGGUUUAGAGUUUCUCUUCCUGAAGCAUCAGGUGUUAAUACUUCUAGAGAUCUCCAGAUGAAGAGCACUAAAAACACUUUACAAAGACAGCAAAUAGAAUUAUUUCCAUUAUACAGGUAGGGAAAAUGAGGCACCGAUAGGCAAAGUGACUUGUCCAAGAUGAAAGCAGGUCCAAGGUAGAGGCAGGAAUAGAACCCUUGUCUCCCAGGCUAGUGCUUAAGUCCAUUGGAUCAUGCUACCACAUUAAAUACAAACAAUUGUUUGUAAGCACUGGAAAUUGUGGUCCAAACAAAGGUAUUGCAAGAGAAAACUGAAAGUGUGAUGAUAAAUAUAAUGGCUUAUUUACACAGGGGGACAAAGCUCCAAGCCUGUAUUGGUGGGUCCCACGCUUCCAGGCAGAUUCAGUGGCCUCAGAAGCUCACUAAGGCCUCCCUUUCUCAGUACAGUUUCUUGAGCUACUUUCAUCACAGGACAGUAUAGGAGGUGGAAUACCCACAGUCUCUGUUGCUCCUUAGAGCUCAGGAGGCACAGCUUGGCCUCCUGCCUGGAGGAAAGUCUGCUUCCCUUCUCAAGGGAAUCUCUGUAGAGCAUGGGGGGAAGGAGGGAACCACCCUCUACUCCAGGUUCUAGCCCUAGGACCCUAAUGGUAGCAGCUGUUGGCCGCUUUACCUUCACCACUGACGCUGCUUUGAUUCUCUGGGCCAUUUCCUAGUAGUCCCCUUUUCCUAGCUUCACCCUUGCCUCAGGAUUCAGCAAUGUUUCCUCUCCUUUUACCUGGGCUUCUCUAGAGAAGAGUGCGAAAGGAGAGCUUUUAAGCAGUAUGAGUGGGACCUUAAUUGGUUCCAGCUGUCUCCAUUAGCCUAACAGCCUUAAUUGAGGUCAGGUGCCAGCAUUAGCCUAAUGACCUUAACUGGUUAAAUUGGCAUCAGGUGUCUUGAUUGGCCUGGAAUAGCCUUUGUUUGGCUAUCUAGAAACAGGGACCUGCUCAUUCUGAGGCUGAGAUACCUGCUUUCAACUACUCUCUUAUAUCUUUCUGGUCUGAGUCCAUCACAACAGCCAUGAGCAUUGGAGUCCUGAUUUUCACCCUGUGCUGAACUGGGCCUCCCUUUCUGCAAGUUCAGCUUUAUGAGUGUAAGUUGUUCUACACUUGAGGUCAUGAAUGGGUGUAUCCAUAGAGCAGGUCCUUCUGUGUCUAAAUGUCCUAACUUGUGCCCAUGAAUAAUUGCAGAUGCAAAUCUCUCCCCACUACUAUUUGCACCCACAAAUUGCAGGUGCAAGAAGGGAGGCAAGUGUUUAAAAAUCAGAUUCACCCCCUCUACUGACAGGCAUAUGGGCUCCCUAUUGGAAGCUCAGAUGAGAAGCACCGAACGGUGGCUUAGGAGGUUGGUGACAGCAUGUGGACCCUCUUGUCAGUUCCUAGUGGGUAACAGUCCAUACCAUUAAAACACCCCCUGAGUCACUCAUUAGCAUGCUCAGCAGAUAAGCCAAUCCUGAAUUCCCUUCUCAUCCUUCCAAGUGGUCCCUCCAGAUCAGAGCUCAAAACAGUGAGGACGUAUCUGGAACUCACCAUUGCCACUAGCUUUGUUUUCUAGAUGAAACAAAGACUUUGCACAUAUGAAAAUAUGCAAGAACUGCAUAUAGUCAGGCCUCCAAGUACUCAGGACUAAGAAACCUGUUGCUUCUUUUCCUUCAAAUCCACAUCCCUCUAUUUUAACUCAUUUAGAAGGACAGUUCCAACAUCCCCCCAGACAGCCUUCAAAAGAGCACACAGAGAUAGUGUAACCAUGCUUCUUGAAUCAGAUGAUGGAGUAACUUUCAUAGGGAUAUCACUGUGCCAUCAUCAUUAAAACAGCAGGUGACAGAGCUAUGUAGCGCUAAAGCCUGGCCUCGGGGAAUUCAAUGGCUAUAAUUCCGUGGACUUCAAUAGGAUGAGAUUUGACUCUUAGAGAACAAUCGUUGGGCAUGAAGGCGAGAUCUCGGGGUUAAAUUCUGAUGUCAGGAAUUGGGACUCCUAAAUUCUAUUCUUGGUUCUGACAUGGCUUUCAUAUGCCUCCAACUGUAUAUCUAGACUGUUCAGCCAACUAACUGGCACAUCAUAAUGGGUAACAAGAUGUGGCAGUCCAUCCUCCAAUAUUCUAAUUGUGCACUCUCCACCCACGUUUGACUGUUUGCAUCGCUACCCUGCAGUCACACUGUGAAGUUUGAGCGAAGCCAAAUUACUGUAUUGUGGCUGUUCCUCUCGCAGUCUCAGCCAGCGGUCUGUUAAAUCUAGUCUAGGAUCUGGGUUCUGGGGGAAACACAUCAGCUGCCUUCUCCUGUAAGUAGCAUAAAGCAAAACAAAAUUAGGCAAAAUGCACAAUGCAAGCUUGCACUCUGCCACUGACCAACUCUGUAACUUUGGGCAAGUCAGUUCACGUUUCAGUGCCCGUUUCCCUCUCACCCUUCAGCUGCCUUGUCUAUUUAGGCUGUAAAUUCUUUGGGAAAGGGCCUGUCUCUUACUAUGUGUAUGUACAGCACCUCACACAAGGUGGUCUUGCGCUCCAUUGGGCCUUCUGAGUGCUGCUGCAUGACACAUAAUCAACUCAAUUUAUGGAUCAGUGAUAUUAGGAGGAGACAGUUACGAGACAAUGUUUGCAAAGUGCUUUGCUAUCUCUGGCUGAAAUGUGCCAUAUAAAUGAAAACACUGUAGUGCAAGGGUGGGGUUAAAUAACUGAAGGAGCAUUGUCAUUUUCAGUAUUGUGUGAGUGGCCUCUGGACAUUUCUGUCUUCCUCAAAUCAAACUUCAGAUGUGACACACAACCCAAAUUACACUUGUUUUUCUUAUCUUCCUUGUGUGACCUUCACCAAAACUGUACCACAGAACCCAAGUUAAUGUUUUCCCCAGGCCUUUUUACCUCACUCCCCCCAUACAUUCCCUGGACAUUUCCCAUAUACUAAGGGGUAUGGUAGCAAUGAAUUAGGUUAGCAAAUAUACAUACCAGCUCAUCUUUCCCCGCUUCAGUCUUGUAGAACCAUUCCACCACGGUGCUUGCAGAAACCUCUUCUCUCUUCAUGCAGGAGAUACAGAGCAGCUUCAUGUGACUUCCUUGGACAGCCUCCGUCUCUGAUGGGACUUCCACACAGACUGGAGAACAGACGCCAACUGAAGACCAUGGGGGCAGAAUAGCAGCAGAUGGAGAAAAACACCGGGAUAGAGAUGGAGAAAAACAAAUGAUCUGUUAUUCAGGUCUCUUCUUACUAUAGACCUCAUAAUAAACCUCAGUGGAAAA
Molecule: messenger RNA, 12080 nt
Organism: Chrysemys picta bellii (western painted turtle)
Lineage: Eukaryota; Metazoa; Chordata; Testudines; Emydidae
Gene: GRAMD1B
Product: GRAM domain containing 1B
Biological process (GO): intracellular sterol transport
Cellular component (GO): plasma membrane; endoplasmic reticulum membrane; endoplasmic reticulum-plasma membrane contact site
Molecular function (GO): cholesterol transfer activity; cholesterol binding
Source: RefSeq, a predicted model, not a curated record